AUGGUUGAAAGCACAGAGGAGAGAGAGCUCUCACUAGUAUCCAAAUUGGAGCUACGUGUUGCUCUUGCAGACUCAGAUUCAAAGCUACAGAGCCUUCUUCAUACAUAUCUUGCACCAUUGUUACUGAAACUUGCAUCUGAGAAUGCCUCUGUCCGGAACAAGGUGGUGUCUCUUUGCCAGCACAUUAAUACCAGGGUCCAAUCGCAAUCCAUCGCUCUUCCGGUUGAGGCCUUAAUGAAACAAUUCAAAGAAACCAAUAAUUCCCUUAUCAGACACUUCGAUCUGAUUUAUAUCCGGCAUGGCCUUAAUCGGAUGGGCCCAUCGAGUCUUGAUCUUCUACCAUCCUUGCUUCAUGGAAUAUCCCAGUUCAAUGGCUCUGAGGCUCAAGCUUCUAUUGUGUUCAACUUAGUGCUGAAGCUCUUACCCCUUAUAAAACUGCCACCUAAGGGGAGCAAUGAGGAUUUAGAUUUAGAAAGCAGCAUGAAAUUGCUUCCGGGAGACAGCACAUAUCUCUCAUCCUGGUUUGGAAAGCUACUUCUUCUUACGCCCACAAUAGGUGCUUCUCCAGGGUUAUCUAUGGCAGAAACGAUAUUUUUAAGUCGCCAGACUUCAAAUGGUGAAACUUGGGACCCAGCCGCUCCUGGUGGUUUAAAUCUCAUAGACACAAAAGUGGCUGCUUUGAAAUUUAUAAACAGCGGUGCUUUCAAGGAUUCCGAUCGGUUCAUUCCAGCGUUGAUUGCAACCGCGGACGCAAACGCACGAAUAUCCGAUAUUGGAGACGAUAUACUCAAACGAUUUCGCCCAGAUUUGGAGUCUGAUCUCGUGGUUGAUCAGUUAUUUUCUCUUUACCUAGGGUCAACAGAGGCCGAUGGCGCCCUGCCCGCCCGUCCUGCGUUGAAAAUGAAAAUUCUCCAUUUUUUGAGUAAAUCUGUUCAAGCAACUACCAAAAGCCAGCAUAUUAUUCAAGUUCUUAAUGAUGGCCUCACAUCCGGCAGCCUAGGCGGAGCCAGGGGGUUAGAAGUAUCCAAACUACGACAUCAAAUUUUCUCUUUCGUCACUUGGCUGACGAGGAUGGGAGCGCCUUCAGACUUGAACUUGGUUUCACCCAGUAUCAUUAAAUCUCUGAGGGAAAUGGUCGAAGGUCAAGGUUGGCCAGCUACCAGUCAACCAUUAAAACCAGCUGAACUUAGUUCCAGGGCCCUCGCUUAUGAGUCCAUAGGGCUACUUGCUCCAAAGAUUGAUCCAUCCUUAACUGGAGGAAGUAACAACCCUAUUGAUAUUGAUUUACUUGAGUGGAUGUUUUCUUCCCUAAGCUGUGACACCUCUGGCCCUCAGAUUUUUGUUAGCAUUGAAGAGGCUCUUGGUGGAGUUCUCAACUCCAUCACCAAGGUCUUGGAUCAGAGCUCAAUAGAUCAGAUUCGCCCUAUUUUAAUCAGGUUCGCGACUGUUGAACCUGGGUCAAGAAAUCCAAUAAGUGGGGCCAACGUUGUUAGAAGCACUCGGUUUGCCGCCGUCCGAUUCUCCAACCGUUGUAUGCCAUACAAUGACAUUCACGGCAGGUGUAUUGAUUUGCUAGCCAUUGCUGGUGGCCAAGAUGGCGGGCUAGAAAUUGCUGAAGAGGGGAGGAAAGGGCUCGACCCUUACUGGUAUCGCAUGUUGAAUCCGUGUGAUAACAUCACAACUCCAAUCGCUGAAAAUAAACGAUACAUCUUUCCACGAUUCAAAGAAUUAGCAGAGUAUCUAUUUGACGAAGAUACUGAAGAAAAUGAUAUUCUCCGACAAACCCUUCAGUCAACCCUGGCUUCUGAGAAGUACGCCCUUGUGUACGAAAAUGCUAUCACAUACCUUCGGAAUAUACUACUUUGUGAGGCCUUGAUGGACACUGAUGCAAUUCAAGAUAUUGAGCACAAUUGGGAACAGCGUCUCGACAGUGUUCUUUCAAACAGCGAAGAUGCCCGAGCUUCUAUUAAGACGCAUCUUACUGAGUACGAUGACGUUCUUCCACUGUUUUUAAAGGCUUGCCUAAAGCAGCUACUUUCAAGCUCUGCACCAUUAAUUGGCCGGUCAGCUACCCACUUUCUUGAAAUUGCCUCUCUCACACCCAACAGGCUCCUUCACCCUCUAGUAAAGUAUUGCGAACCCCUAAUCGGUAUCUUGUUCAAAAGAGCACCACCUGACCAAGAUACGGCCGCUCAAGCCUUCGGCAUCCUGAUCAGCCACCCUAAUUAUCCUGAGGAGAACAGGGACCGGGCAUGGGAAACUCUAUCUCCCCAUUCUUCCAGUUGGCAGGCGGCCGCUGGUACUGCGGCAUACAAGGCACGCGGAGCGUUGUUAGGCCAGGCGUUUAUGCUCUCCCGGUCACGAAUUCGGGGUGCUCAGGUUCAAGGUCUACAUGAAAAAUCACAAGAAUGCCUAGACACAGCACUCGAUAUAUUGAAGAGCUCUCGCGAUUCUGCCUUUAAGAAAGCCGCUUAUGAUGUAAUUGGACAGCUCAGCCUUGCAGCUGCCAUUACUAUGGAUAACAUCAAAGAUGAUAAAUGGGAGGCAAUCUUUGAAUCUAUCUCUGCUGAUGCUAAAAAGCACAGUGAACCAGCUAUAGCCGCUCUUGGACGUUUAUCCCUAAUUAUCCCGAAAGGUGACGUUGCAUCUACUAAGUUAGAGCAAUUGCUUAAUCUACUUUAUUCUCUACAUGAAGUUAAAGUCAUUGAGGUGCAAUUUGCUAUUGGGGAGGCCUUGAGCAUAGUGGCAGCAGGAUGGCAGUCGGCUUCCCUGACUUCGUCUUUGGACGUGGAUAUUGAGAAGCCUUCCUCAAAAAUUCCCUCCCCUGUGCUUUCUACAAUUCUUGACAAGGUCAUGAGUGAUUGUAAAGCUCCCAAGCCAUCAUUGAAAAAAGCAUCAGUCAUAUGGCUUCUUUGCCUUAUACAAUAUUGUGGUCAAAAGGAAGAGAUUCAGUCUCGCCUCUGGAAAUGCCAACAAACAUUCAUCUGGUUACUUUCCGACAAGGACGAAACUGUUCAAGAAUCAUCAUCAAGAGGUCUAUCGCUAGUAUAUGAGCUAGGAAGCCAAAGCCUCAAAGACGACUUAGUUCGUGACCUCGUACGAUCAUUCACUGCUGACAGCUCCAAUAUGGGAGGUGGAAAGAUCUCUGAGGAAACGGAACUGUUUGAACCUGGAGCUCUACCGACUGGUGAUGGUUCAAUUACCACCUACAAAGACAUUGUAGGCCUUGCAUCUGAAGUUGGUGAUCCAAGCCUUGUCUAUCGUUUCAUGUCACUGGCUUCUAAUAGUGCAAUAUGGUCGAGUCGUGCUGCCUUUGGCCGUUUUGGUCUUAGUAAUGUUCUCUCAGACUCCAGUGAGAACGGGUAUCUUUCACAGAAUCCAAAACUAUACCCAAAGCUUUAUAGGUACAGAUUUGAUCCAAAUCCUAACGUACAAAGAUCGAUGAACGAUAUAUGGAACGCCCUUGUGAAAGACCCAAACGCUAUCAUUGACGCCAACUUUGACGCAAUCAUGGAGGAUCUCCUGCGAAGUGUCGUGGAUGGAAAACAAUGGCGCGUGAGGCAAGCUGCCUGCGCCGGUAUUGCCUCCUUACUCCAGGGAUGUCAGGUUGAAAAAUAUGACAAGUUUCUGAACGAAAUCCUCACAAAAUCAUUCAAAGUCCUUGAUGAUAUUAAGUCGACCGUACGGCAAGCGGCAAUGUCAUUAUGUCAAACGCUCAGUGAGAUUGUUUUGCGUGCUAUGGAGAGUGGUGACACGUCAUCAAAACGAGCCAAACUUAUGUUGCAACAUAUUAUUCCAUUUCUACUUGGUCGUGAAGGUAUUGAAUCGAGUGUCGAAGGGGUCCAAAAAUACUCCAUCCUAACCAUCACCAAGAUCGUCAAAAAAGCUCCAGGCCCGCUGAUCAGGCCGUUUGCUGCCCUUAUUUUGGAAAGACUACUCACAUCUCUGACGUCAAUAGAGCCUCAGGCCGUGAACUAUGUCCAUCUGAAUGCUGAUAAAUACGGAUUGACUGGUCAGGCCAUUGACAAAAUGAGGUUAACUGCUAUCAGAAGCUCACCCAUGAUGGAAUCAAUUGAGCUUCAUCUCCUCGACUCACUUGACGAAGCGAGUAUGGCAGAAGUUGUGCCUGCUUUGGAGGCUUCAAUACGUUCUGCGAUAGGCUUACCAUCAAAAGUAGGCUGCAGCCGAGUCCUGGUAAUCCUCAGCUCCAAGCAAAUACUGUUUCGCCCAUAUGCAGCUCGCUUUAUUCGUAUCUUAAGAAAACUUGUCUUGGACAGGAAUGAAACCGUCAGUGCGUCAUAUAGCUCUGCUAUCGGUUAUCUUACUCGCUUGGCUAGCAAUGAAGAUGUGCUAGAUACGAUCAAAUUCGCAAAGUCGCUUUAUUUCGGAUCGGAAGACACAGCGCAUCGCAUAGUUGCUGGUGAAAUUAUGAAUUCCAUGUCGAAAUUGGCAAACGAUAGGGUCCAAGCAGUUGCAGCGGCCUUUUUACCCUUCAUAUUCCUUGGAAUGCAUGAUACCACCGACGAGGUUAAGGAUUUCUUUUCCAAGACAUGGAAUGAUAAUGUGAGCGGUUCGCGGGUUAUUUCAUUGUAUCUCAAUGAGAUACUUGAUCUUGUCUCGGGCCAGUUAGACUCCCCUCAAUGGCCGAUCAAACAUGCAUCCGCUCUUACUGUGGCAAAAACUGUCCUUUCAAUAGACAAGAAUAUGGAUAUUCCCACAGCGAGGUCCCUCUGGCCACACCUCGAGAAGGCCCUUGAAGGGAAAACCUGGGAUGGGAAAGACAAAGUUCUUGAAGCGUUCGUUAAGUUUUCUAGUCUUUCCAAGGCAUUCUUGAAGGAACAGAGUGACGUCAAGAAUCGCAUGAAGGUCAUUGUGAUCCGAGAGGCCAAACGGAAGAACGCUGACUAUAGGCCAUAUGGACUGAGAGGACUUGGGCGUUUUGCUAGGAACCUGGAGGAACUUGAUAUGACAAAAGAAACACUGGCCGUAGUGUCCCCUAUUUUUGAGGAGAUGGUCGAAGAACUCAAAAGCGACAAGAUGGACAUUGAUUCGAAAGACAGUCGAGCACCAAACAUUGAAGACAAGACAUUUAAUGCAGGGAUAGAGUGUCUAUACAACGCUGCAAAUCCCAACAUUUCACCGUCAGUUCUUUGUGAGUAUCUCUCUAGUGUGUCGUCCAUAAUCAAGCCGAUAAUCACAUAUACCGGAAGAUCCGUAUACCCCACGUUAUUUGAUUGUGUUAAGGACCUUUUCAAUCGGGUCGACGAACAACUUCUCAGCGGCGGAGAGGAUGGUGGCAACUCAACAUCAAUGCCCCUGGACAAGAAACUCGCGUCGACUUUGUUCAAGGAGCAUGAGUAUUUGUUCGAAGACAUCGAUCUACCUAUUGAAAGCGUGAGAAGCAAAUAUGCCCAGGCAGUUUUGUCGUACGUCAAAACCUUGAAGAAGUGUUCCUUGUCACUCAGCAGUUCCCAGAAACAUCUGAUCGAGCAGUGGAAGGCCAACGAGCGGUCUGAAUCAGUCAAAGGUGUCUGGCACGAGAUUCUGGGGCAAAUAUAG
Messenger RNA from Nannizzia gypsea CBS 118893, 5559 nucleotides. RefSeq names its product proteasome component ECM29. The transcript has 4 exons. The record is from RefSeq and is a predicted model, not a curated record. Gene Ontology annotation, molecular function: molecular adaptor activity. Gene Ontology annotation, cellular component: cytoplasm; nucleus. Gene Ontology annotation, biological process: proteasome assembly. Lineage: Eukaryota; Fungi; Ascomycota; Eurotiomycetes; Onygenales; Arthrodermataceae. Bases 1 to 5559 code for a protein of 1852 amino acids.